UCACAUCAAUAUGUUUGUUUCCUCCUCCAUUUCGACGUUGCACUUCCUGAAAAAGUUGUCCAGAGUGAGCAUCGAUGCAGACUCGCUAUUUAAGGGCUGAACAGUCCACUCCCCCUCCGCACUACGCAGUUUGGGACGGACACGCGCAAACGGAGGGGUCGUGUGUAGGGGGCGGUUUGGGAUUCAGCCCGGCAUUCAGCCGAGAUAUUUGAUAGCCGUACUUCCGGUUUUUGUCGUCGGAGGUUUGAAAUGCAUUAUGGGAAACGUAGUAGUAUACUACAGUGUGAACGGUUGGCAUUCUAAUCAUACUUAUAGUACGUAGUAUACAGUAUAUACUCAUUGAGUAUGUAGUAUGUAGUACGUUAGUAUGCCAUUUCGGACACAGCCGAUGUCUUUAAAACUCUCCCACAAUGCACUUCUGCAUCAGCUAUCAACUCCCUCUUCCGGGUUUGUCCAAGCCGCCUCCACGUGAGCCGGACUUCUGCAGUCAUGACAACAAACUCGGUCACUUUAAACGGAGUUGAGGAUGAGGAGUUCCGAGCCUUCGUGGAGCUGCACGCCGGAGCCCUGCAGUCCUCAGGACUCCCCCAGACCUACUGGAGGAGCCUUCACCACAAAAUCACCAACGAGAUUUAUGAUGCUGGGGAAGUUUUUGGAAUAAUGCAGUUCCCACAAGAAGAUGACGAGGAGGAGGAGGAGAAGGACAGUGGAGAGAAUGAGGAAAAGAAGAAGGACAAUCCUGGAGCUGUGACCAGCUGCAAGGUGGUGGUGACCAGAGAUAGUGGGCUGCAAGCCUCAGAGCCCACCAGUGUUUUCCUGGUGGAUCAUGCCUGGACAUACCGGGUGGACCACGCCCGGCAGCAGCUGGAGGAAAUCCCUGGCCUGCUGCCCAGAAUGACUUCCCUCAUGGGGGUGGACUUCCAUGGCGAGGCUCCCGACCCAGACACAGUAGAGCUGGUGAUGGAGCGCAUGUGGAAGUACAACCAGACUUACCACCUCUCUCAGGGGUCAGCUGAGGAGAAAGUUCCGGUGUGGUACAUUAUGGAUGAGUUUGGCUCUCAGGUGCAGCACUCUCACCAGCCCAGCUGCAGCAUGGCUCCCUUCUUCUACAUCCAGGGCCAGCUGCCCUACACUGUGCUGUGGCCUCUGCAGGACCUGCAGGAAGGAGAUGAGGUAACUCGUGAUUAUACGUAUGGAGAGACCAACCCACUGGUGAGGCGAUGCCGUCUGUUACCAUGGAUACCUGCCGAUCUAGAAGGUGUCAGCAGCAGCACCGCUGAGCCUCCAGACUCUUACUAUGAGACCAUCACAAGGGAAAACAAGGAGCAGCUUCCUGUAGAAGUCCAAGCCUUCACUGUUCCCAACGAUAAAAUCCUCAAGGUUUACUCUGAAAUGUCUCAAGUAACAAACAACCUGACACACCCUCGUUUCCAGCUGACAGAGGAAGAGGAGGAGGCCGAUAUCAUCUGGGGAUAUAAUCACAUCAAAGACUACAGGAAACUGAGUGAGGAGCGGCCUCAUGUCAUGCUCAACCAGUUUCCCUGUGAGAGCAUCGUCACAGUGAAGGAUUGUCUGGCUGCAGUGGCUCGCAGAGUGAAAGGUGGUCCAGCCCCUGACUGGCUACCAGAGACCUUCAACCUGCAGACAGAGCUGCCACAGUUCAUCAGGAAUUAUCAGCUGAGACAACAGAGGGGAGAAGAUAACCAGUGGAUCUGUAAGCCCUGGAACUUGACUCGUAGUCUGGACACACACAUCACCAACAAUCUGGACUACAUAAUCAGACAGAGGGAGAGUACACCAAAGGUGGUGUGUAAGUAUCUUGAAGAUCCAGUUCUGUUCAACAGAGAGGAAGUGGGAAUGGUGAAGUUUGACAUUCGCUACAUGCUGAUGCUGCGUUCUGUCCAGCCUCUGCGUCUCUUUGCCUAUAAUGUGUUCUGGUUGCGCUUUGCAAACAGACCUUUCUCCUUGGACCAUUUUGAUGAUUAUCAGAAGCACUUCACUGUCAUGAACUAUGCAGAGGGAGUGGAGCUUAAGCAGGUGCACUAUGAUGAGUUCAUCCCCAUGUUUGAGAAGCAGUACCCGCAGUAUCCUUGGAAAGAGGUGGAAGCGGACUUGUUCAAAGCUUUCAAGGAGCUCUUCCAAGCAGCCUCAUCUCGACCGGCUCCCUAUGGUAUUUGCAGUUACCCAUCAUCCCGAGCGAUCUACGCCGUAGACCUCAUGCUGAAGUGGAGUACAGCGCAAAAUGGUGAGCGGGUCAUGCAGCCUCAGAUCCUGGAGUUGAACUUCAGUCCGGACUGCGCCCGGGCCUGCCUCUACCACCCCUCCUUCUACAACCACAUGUUUCAGACACUGUUCCUGGAUCAGCCCGAGGACUGCCCGGUCACACAGAUCGUAUGAUAGAAUAGAAUAGAAUCACUUUAUUCAUCCCCGAAGUGAAAUUCAGUAAACCCAGCAUCACUUUAUCAAGAGACUUUCACUUCCCUUUUUGAUCAGUACUUCAAUAAAUUAUCUGUUUCUUUGUCAUUUUGCCAUCUACUCUCUGUUGUAGAAUGAUUAUGCCGCUUGUCAUCUAUUGGGUUGUUUUUAAAACUGCGAAUGAUUCAGCCAAAACACUGCUGUACAAAUGAGCAACAAUAAAAACACUGUUGGACAAACUAA
Messenger RNA from Acanthochromis polyacanthus (spiny chromis), 2658 nucleotides. RefSeq names its product tubulin tyrosine ligase-like family, member 12 (gene ttll12). The record is from RefSeq and is a predicted model, not a curated record. Lineage: Eukaryota; Metazoa; Chordata; Actinopteri; Pomacentridae. The transcript has 14 exons. Bases 490 to 2397 code for a protein of 635 amino acids. Gene Ontology annotation, biological process: protein modification process.